AAGGCAAUUUUCUGGUUCAAUCAUUUCAUUGCUCAAAUCAUGGCGCUCAACAAACUCAGGAUUGAUUCAGUGGAUGUGUCCGGGAAACGAGUUUUCAUCCGCGUGGACUUCAAUGUGCCUCAAGACAAGAAGGACCCCAGCGUGAUCACCAACACCCAACGUAUCGAUGCAGCACUGCCCACCAUCAAGUAUUGUUUGGAUAAGGGCUGCAAAUCUGUGGUGCUUUGUUCCCAUCUUGGUAGACCUGAUGGCAGUGCAGUAGAGAAGUACUCGCUGGCUCCGGUGGCCAAGUGUGUCCAAGAGAAGUUGGGCAAGCCGGUGACGUUCCUGAAGGAUUGCUGUGGAGCAGAGGUUGAAGCUGCUUGUGCCAACCCGGCGAGUGGCUCUGUGAUUCUGUUGGAGAACUGCCGAUUCCACGUAGAAGAAGAAGGCAAGGGCGUCGACAAGGAUGGCAACAAGAUCAAGGCCGACAAGGAAAAGACCAAGGCCUGUGACCUCAGAUUGGAUGGUGUGGCGGUAGCGGAG
Cladocopium goreaui is the source of this 525-nucleotide messenger RNA. Lineage: Eukaryota; Dinophyceae; Suessiales; Symbiodiniaceae. The record is from the annotation of a GenBank genome assembly.